Messenger RNA from Trichoderma citrinoviride, 1527 nucleotides. RefSeq lists its product as hypothetical. The record is from RefSeq and is a predicted model, not a curated record. The coding region runs from base 1 to 1527 and encodes 508 amino acids. The transcript has 11 exons. Gene Ontology annotation, cellular component: cytosol. Gene Ontology annotation, biological process: thiamine biosynthetic process. Gene Ontology annotation, molecular function: phosphomethylpyrimidine kinase activity; hydroxymethylpyrimidine kinase activity; thiaminase activity. Lineage: Eukaryota; Fungi; Ascomycota; Sordariomycetes; Hypocreales; Hypocreaceae.
AUGAUCAACGGAAAGGUCCUCGUCGUUGCCGGGUCGGACCCUUCAGGGGGGGCUGGCCUAGAAGCAGACCAAAAGGUCCUCGCCGCGCAUGGCUGCUACGCAAUGACCUCCACCACGGCGCUGACCAUCCAAAACACCAAAGGCGUCACCGGCGUCCACGUCAUACCGUCCGAAGUCGUUGGAAAGCAAAUCGAGGCCUGUCUCGAAGAUGUCGGUGCCGAUGUCAUCAAAACAGGGAUGCUGGCAUCCGCCGAAACAAUCCAAAUCAUUGCCCAAAUGGUCACCAAAUACAAGGUCCCAGCUCUAGUAGUCGACCCAGUCAUGGUCUCAACAUCAGGACACCAGCUUCUCCCUCAUGAAGCCAUCGCCCAACUAACCCAGCACCUCCUCCCUCACACCACCGUCCUCACGCCCAACAUCCCAGAAGCAACCCUCCUCUUAUCGCAAAAUGGCCGCGAACCCGGAGAGAUACAGUCAGUUGCCGACGUCGAAGCCAUGGGACGCAAGAUUCAGGAGCUAGGACCAAAAUGGGUCCUCGUCAAGGGCGGCCACAUGCCUUUCCGAAGAGACUUCAUGGUGGCAAAGGCAAAAGAAGAAAAAGAAGUUGUCAUCGAUGUUCUGAUCGGACCAGAGGGGACGGUGGUUCGGAUCGAGAGCCCGUAUCAGGAGAGCACAAGCACUCACGGAACGGGCUGCUCUCUAGCUUCGGCCAUUGCAGCUCGUCUUGCGCAAGGCGCCGAUGUGCCCACAGCUGUCCGCGGUGCUUGUCGCUACAUAGAAGCAGGCAUCAAGACGGCUCCCAAGAUUGGAAAUGGAAACGGACCACUUGACCACUUCCACUCGACAUACACUCUUCCUUUCUCCCCAGGAUACUUUGUCGAAUACCUGCUCGAACACCCCGCCGUACGCGACGUCUGGAAUGAGUUCGUCUACCAUCCCUUCGUCAUGGCUCUGGGCAACGGGACACUACCGCUCGAGUCCUUCAAGGGAUACAUCAUUCAGGACUAUCUUUACUUGGUUCACUUCUCCAGAGCAAACGCUUUAGCAGCAUACAAAGCAAAGACCAUCGGCGACAUAUCAAGAUCCAACGAAAUCAUCAGCCACAUCCUCCACGAAAUGAAGCUCCACAUAAACUACUGCAACUCCUUUGGCAUAUCCAAGCCUGAAAUCGAAGCCACCGAGGAACUCCAAGCCUGCACCGCAUACACCCGCUACGUCCUCGACGUCGGCCAAAGCGAAGACUGGCUCGCCCUCCAGAUGGCCCUCGCCCCCUGCCUCCUCGGCUACGGCGCCGUCGCAAAGAUGCUCCACGCCCACGCCGACACCGUCCGCGAGGGCAACACAUACUGGGCUUGGAUCGAGAACUACAAGGCCGACGACUAUGUCGAAGCCGUGAGAUUAGGAAGCGAACUCAUCGAGAAGAAUAUCCGGCUGCAAUCGCCCAGCAGAAUAGAGGAGCUCAUCAAGAUAUUCGUCCACGCAACAAGAAUGGAAAUCGGCUUCUGGGAAAUGUUUCCCUACAAAUAA